Messenger RNA from Capronia coronata CBS 617.96, 585 nucleotides. RefSeq names its product ubiquitin-conjugating enzyme E2 W. The record is from RefSeq and is a predicted model, not a curated record. The transcript is spliced from 4 exons. Bases 1 to 585 code for a protein of 194 amino acids. Lineage: Eukaryota; Fungi; Ascomycota; Eurotiomycetes; Chaetothyriales; Herpotrichiellaceae.
AUGUUUGCUGCCAAAAGACUUGGAAAGGAACUGACCAAGGCAAAGCAAAAGCUUCCUCCUGGAAUCGAACUAGUCAAAGCAGACGACUUCCGAGAAUGGCAGGUUGAUAUACGAGUGCUGGACGACAACCCGUUAUACAACAACCAGGUGUUCCGGCUGAGUUUCAUCUUCUCCGACAACUACCCCAUCGAACCACCAGAAGUCACAUUCAUCCACGUCCCGCCUUCGACAGAUUCCGCCCCAUCUCAAUCAGAACCUCAAUCUCAAUCCCAGCCACAAUCCUCACAGACCCCCUUCCUCGGCCGGCCGAUACCAAUCCACCCCCAUAUCUACAGCAAUGGAAUCAUAUGUUUAGACCUGCUCGGAACCGCUGGUUGGUCGCCCGUGCAGAGUGUCGAGAGCGUAUGCAUGAGCAUCCAGAGCAUGUUGACGGGAAACAGCAAAAAUGAACGACCCCAAGGUGAUGAGCAAUUCUGCCAGAGCAUGGGCGUCCGUGGACCGAACGGCUGGAGCGGCUAUAGAGGAAGCGGGUCAGGACGCGGUCUGAAAGACGUGAGGUUUGCAUAUGACGACGAUACCGUAUGA